Molecule: messenger RNA, 1722 nt
Organism: Aureobasidium namibiae CBS 147.97
Lineage: Eukaryota; Fungi; Ascomycota; Dothideomycetes; Dothideales; Saccotheciaceae
Product: pyruvate decarboxylase
Exons: 6
Coding region: 1-1722 (573 amino acids)
Molecular function (GO): thiamine pyrophosphate binding; carboxy-lyase activity; magnesium ion binding
Source: RefSeq, a predicted model, not a curated record
AUGAGCAGCCAAAAAGUCAACGUCGCCGAGUACCUGUUUACUAGACUCUAUCAACUUGGAGUCAAGGACCUUCAUGGCGUGCCAGGAGACUUCAAUCUGGUCGCUCUUGAUUACGUCGAGCCUUGUGGCAUCAAUUGGGUGGGCAACUGCAAUGAGUUGAAUGCAGGAUAUGCCGCCGAUGCGUACGGUCGACUACUGGGUAUGGGUGCUCUGGUGACGACGUUCGGGCUGACACAAGAUGCAGAACUGUCGUGCCUCAAUGCUAUUGCUGGGUCAUUCGCCGAGUUCUGUCCUGUCGUGCACAUUGUCGGAACGCCCAAGAGAGCAGCUCAGAAAAGCGGCAUGCUUUUGCAUCACACACUCGGCAAUGGCGACUUCAAUGUCUUUGCCGACAUGUCGAAACCCAUCUCGAUCGCCCAGACGAACCUGAUGGACCCAGCCACAGCUCCAGCAGAGAUCGAUCGCGUACUCCAGGCCUGCUACGUUAAUAGCCGACCGGUAUACAUUCAACUGCCUGCGGACAUGGUCACUGAAGAGGUGGAUGCGAAAUUGCUGGACACACCCAUCGUCAUUGAGCCGCCACCGAGCGAUCACGAGACAGAGAAUCUCGCCGCAGAGCUCAUUUUGCGCAAGCUGUAUGCGGCCAAGAGACCCGCACUCUUGCUCGAUGCGGGUGCUCAACGUCAUCGAGUCGAAGAUUUGACUGAACAAUUCGCGCGCAAGACUGGCCUGCCCACCUUCAUCACCCCGAUGGGCAAAGGCGUCGCCAACGAAGAGUCGCCGUUGUUCGCUGGCAUCUACAUCGGCAAGGGCUCGGAAGACGACGUUCGCACCAUGAUCGAGGACAGCGACUUGGUCAUCACCAUCGGCAAUGUCAAGUCGGAUGUCAACAGUUUCGGUUUUUCCUAUCGCAUCAGUCGUCUUUCGUCAGUCGACCUCCACUUUGACCACGUCGUCAUGGACUGUGCUAAGUUUGAGAACGUUUAUAUGAAGUGGUUGCUAGAACGCCUGGUCAAGGAAGUGGAUCCGUCUAAGAUGACCAUGGACAAAGUCGAGACACCUCUCCGCAAGACUUCCCAGCUCACAAAUGGUUAUGCGACGACUCAAGACGUCACUCACGACUGGUUGUGGCCGCGCAUGUCGUCCUGGUUGAGAUCUGGAGACGUCGUCGUCACUGAGACGGGAACGUCUUUUGUCGGUAUCUGGGAAACAAGGUUCCCAACAGGUGUGCAAGCCAUCAACCAGACCCUGUGGUCGUCGAUAGGCUAUGGUGUCGGCGCAGCCCAGGGUGCGGCUUUGGCUAUGAAGACAUCGGGUGGCUUACGCAGGACUGUCUGUUUCGAGGGCGAUGGUUCAUUCCAGCUUACAGCUCAAGAACUUUCUACCAUCAUCAGACAAGACUUGGACUGUAUCAUCUUUCUCAUCGAGAAUGACGGAUACGAGAUCGAGCGCUGGGUACACGGUAUGAAAGCCAAGUACAACGACAUCAGCAAAUGGCGAUACAACAAGAUCGCAGAAGUGUUCACGCCAGAGGAAGAGGCCUCCCGACAUCGUGUCAGGUCGUACAAAGUCAGCACCCGGUCCGAGCUCGAAGAUUUGCUGGCAGAUGAAAACUUUUCUGCAGGCAAGGGUUUGCACUUCGUCGAGCUGCACAUGCCAAAGUACAAUGCACCACAGACGUUGAUUGACUUUGCUCAAAGCCUCUCGAAGAAGUCAGAGUAA